This is a messenger RNA of Venturia canescens, 2833 nucleotides long. RefSeq names its product methyltransferase-like protein 22. Gene Ontology annotation, biological process: protein methylation. Gene Ontology annotation, cellular component: nucleus. The coding region runs from base 1556 to 2395 and encodes 279 amino acids. Lineage: Eukaryota; Metazoa; Arthropoda; Insecta; Hymenoptera; Ichneumonidae. Gene Ontology annotation, molecular function: protein methyltransferase activity. The record is from RefSeq and is a predicted model, not a curated record. The transcript is spliced from 6 exons.
GCUCAUUCGUUCUUCGAUACAUCUCCCACGACCCACUCGCAAGCUCACGUUCCUCACGUUCUCGGGCUCUUUUUUUUCCUCAUCGAAAACAUAACCAUAAAUGGAAAAAAUCAUUAUUACCGCUCCUCAGAAAAUAAUACCAAUAAAUACAUAUUCAUUUUUUCAUCUUUUGAGAGUACAAAAAUAUCUUCAAAAACUUGCAAUCGGCGCAAUGUCAUCUUGUCGCUCACGAGUACCGUUCAUUCUGCUUUCAUGCACGCGUUAGAAUUGGGAUUCUGCUGCGUGCUCUUCGCUGAUUUUUUUAUCGAUGCUCUUAUCUGGCUUGUCUUUAAUAAGAAAAAUGCAGCGAAAAAUUAUUUUUUUUCUACAAUUCGAUUGGGAUGACAAUUCUUCAUCAAUUGUACAUUGAUUAUCUCCUUCCAUGGCGUUGUUAACUUCAUGUCAAAAUGUAUAUUUAUAUUUAGUUUUUUUUUUAUUGAAUAAUGACGUUUCUCAGUCGAUAACUUUAUUGUAUCGGCUGUCGGUUAACAAAGGUCCCGGUAUUCAACUCCGACCAACUUUUAUUUUAGUCGCGUUAGCUUGCGCAUUAUUCAACGAUCCUUUUGAUUUCCCUAUUCAUGUAAGAAUGGCGUGCAAUGUAAUUAUAUAGUUUCUCAAAAAAAUGUUUACAUUAUAUAGUUUAUCAGAUCCACGAUUCAUUACGUAUGUACGAAUGUAUUUCGGAUAAGUCGUGAUUAUACUUUCACAACUCGCCCGUAAACAAAAGUGUGUUUCUCGCCUUUAUAGUAAUUCCGGAAAAACAUUAUCCGUUUCAACAACAAUAUCGUAUUUCGUAGAUCAACGAAAUCAAUUGUUUUACACUCCCUAAAAAAAACUCGGGCUUUUUAAAAUCUUAAUAAUGAGAAUUAAUUUAGAUCUCAAUUUCUGUUUAUUCAUUAAAAAUAAUUCAUUUGUGCGAUAAAACAAUUCUGUUGAUUCUCGCUCGAAGCGUAGAUCGAAUAAACGAUUUUUGUAGGGGUUCGGUCGAAUAUUCAAAAAUUAGGGUAAACAAGAAAGAGAAAUUAUCAUUCCUCACAAUAAAAUAAAAAUGGUAAUUUCAUAAGGGUCUGAAAAAAAAAUAUUCAAUUACCAUUUUUUUUCUUCCACUUUGAAUGAAGAGAAAUUUGCGCAUUGUCUCGAUUUUUAAGGCAUUACUCCAACGAUGGUUUUUGAACUUCAUUAAAUUGAAUAAUUUCAAUGCAAAUUCGAAUCUUUCGACCUAGACCCUUGGAAGUUUGAAGAUGUGCCAAAACCUCGGGACAAUAUUUCAUAAUCAGCAGGGGGAUAGUAAAAAUCUAUUAAUACUUAUUUUAGUGAGGUUGUCAUUAGCCCAUUGUAGAGCGCUCGAGCGUCGUGUGGAUUUUCAACGUUUCAAUCGCUUUCGGUUUUCCACGUAGUUUUUUCACCUGUUGAUAGUGAAUAAUCGGUGAAUGCUCAAUAAAUCAUUGUUCCAUUGUGAAAGGAAGAGACGCAUUGAAAACUCGACCUUUCGAGCUGCUAUUUCUUGCAAGUCAAGAUGUACAAAGUUACUUCGGAAAUUCACACUGAGGGAGAAAACGUCGUCGACGAUUCCGAAAAAAAUCACGUGACGAGGGAAUUCUCCUUCGUUUAUCCGCCGUUUUUAUCCGAGGUGAAAAACGAAACGUUGAAAUGCGACGAGGACGGGGACUUGAUAGUAAAUCGGCCAAAAAAAGGAAGCAUUGUGAUCGAAUACAGCACGAGUACGGAAUUGCAGCUUGUGGGCUUACAAAUUUGGCGUGGCGCUCUCUUGUUGGCUGAUUACGUAUUAUCUCAUCCGUACCUGUUUAAACAUAAAAAAAUUUUGGAGCUCGGCUCUGGUGUCGGAUUGACGAGCAUUGUGGCCAGCUUGCUAGCUAACGAAGUCAUUUGUACAGACGUCAACGUUGGAGGCAUUUUGGAACUCAUUGGCUCGAAUUUCGAAAGAAACGAGAGCAUCGUUCGAUCGAAAUUCGUCAUAACGGAGUUGAACUUUUUCGAUUCUGAUUGGUCGCCCCAGUUACAGGAAAAGUUGAAAGGCGCCACUGUCAUUUUAGCCGCAGACGUUAUUUACGACGACGACGUCACCGAUGGAUUCGUGGCCACGUUGUCGAAAUUAUUCGAUGAAAAUCCUUCGAGAAUUGCGUACGUGGCGUUGGAAAAACGUUAUGUAUUCACGAUAGCCAAUUUGGAUUCGGUUGCACCGAUGUACGAAGAGUUUUUACGCUGCAUCGAUCGCCGCAAAUUCAAUUGGACUAUCGAGUACAUCGAUCUCGAGUUUCCUCAAUAUUUCCAAUACGACAGAGUCAAACAGAUGAUCCUUAUGAAAAUUCACCCCAAAAAAGACUCGGUGACGUGACGAUUUUUUGAACUAUCUUCCUUUUUUAAAUACUCAAUGAAUUCAUUAAUUAAUUUAAAAUAAAUCAAAAUAAUAAUAAUUCAUUAAUUCAUUAAUCUAAAAAUUUAAUAAAUACAAAUUUAAAAAUAAAUACGAAUACGCACGCACACAAUGGAAAAAGAGUCAGUCAAAUCCUAUUGACUUUCUGAAUCACUCGAACAUACGCGUUCGAAUAAAACGUUUAAUUGAAUUGAAACCAUGAAAUAGUUACAUCGAUGAAGAAGAGUCGUGGCCAUUAUCACUUUUGUUGAAUCGAAUAAAUUCUUAAUCGAGCGAAGAAAGUAUUGCUCGAUUGGCCAAAAAGGAUUCGGUUGUUUGAACAAACCUUUCUUUUCGAACAAAAAACACAAUAGAAACUAAGACUGUAUGAUGAUUCCAAUAAAAUUCUGUUUUGUGCAA